CGGAUUUCUCAACAGGAAGAAGAGCAGCAGGAAACGUCAGCCAACAGACAUGGCCACAGGAGUGGAUCAAGCAGCUGGCAUGAGUCUGGUCAUAUUCAGCCUCCUGCUGUUUACAUACUACUCUGUCUGGGUCAUCAUCCUGCCUUUUGUGGACAGUGAUCAUGUUCUGCACAAGUAUUUUCUUCCUCGGGAGUACUCAGUCAUCCUGCCGGGCAUUGCAGCGGUGAUACUGCUCCUGUGUAUAGGAGCGUUCACUGCAGUUAUCAUGUGGAAGAAUCGCAAGCCAAAGAAAGUGGACUAAUCUCAGCCUGUUUGAGUGACUGUUGUGGAUUUAAGUGUGAAAAUAGCCAUGAUGCUAAACCCUCUCUGGCGUCCCUCUAAACAAAAUCAUACCUCCAUCCUCUAAUUCUGGUUACUGGACAGCUCAUGGUUACAAAAUUCUUUUUGUAAAAAAGGAAGUUUCCUGCAAUUUAUUCUGUAUUCUGGCUCUAUAUCGCUUCAGUUUGAAUUGAUAAGUAAAAAUCAGCUACUGUGUUUUAAAGCUGAGUCAUAUUUGAAUAUCUUGGACUUGGGUAGCAGUAUAGAACAAGACAUUGAGAAUGAAUUUGCGUAAAACAAAAAGUAGACGGCACCAAUAGCCCUAUUCUCAUGGGAGUAGCAUUACGUGGGGACCUUUGGUAACUUGUUAUAAUUGUGGAGAAUGUCUUUGAUUUUAAUCUCGUGCAAUUCGGCCAUGUCCGUAAUUUGUAAAGUAAAAAUUCCAGGGGGAAAUUACCUACCAUAUCUUGGCAAAAACAGAGGUCAUGGGAUAAUAUUAGUCCCAUGUGAAUCGGCAUCUCUUUGAUUUAGCUGCAAUUUUGGGUUGUUUUGUUUGUUUGUUUAUGUGCAGGGUAAUAAUGUCACUAAUUUGGUUAAAAUACAGACAUCCCUUAUCCCAUGCGAAUGUGCCCAUGAAACACAGACGUAGGGGAGUAAUAUUUUUACUUGAGGUCCUGUUGUGUAGUGUUUAGAUCAGUCUCUGUGUUCUCUCCUCUCAUGGGCAUUUCAUGCUGUUAACAGGAAUUUAUCAUCUGAAGGGUUAUGUCAUAUUUAACAGACCAAUACAAUUUCAUCAAGAUCCAAUAAAGGAUCCCUCAGACCAACUACUGCAAAGGGAGAGUUUGGUUCAGUGUCUUCAGCUCAGUAGACUGAUGUCACUUUUAUCUGUUCAGACCGUAUCGGCCGAAAUUUAAGACCACCUUGAUUAUAAGAAGACUCCCUAGGGCAGGUUAACAUGGUACAUUAGCCACCAAAAACUCCUGCAGGUUUGACUGGGCUAACUGAAUACUAAGAAAUUAACUCUUGAAUGUACGUUUAGAAGAGAACGGCUCUACUAAAAACGGAAAAGUCUUUCCUUUGCGUUUUUAAAAAGGUCAGCGUUCAUAUAAUAACAUUGUGAAAACGAAGACCAUGAGAAAAUCAUGUGAGAGAACUGACAGCAUUAAUAACCUCACACAGCUCGCUAGUCCGCCGUUGUUGAUAUUGUAGUGCUCGUAUUUGUGCAUGGCUAUUUGUCUGAAACAUAAUGCUCAUGCACAAAGUGCGGUCAUGACUUCACCAUUCUCAAAGUAUCCACACAAAUUGCCAGUUUACACAGCAACAGAGGAGGUUUCGCUUUCAAAAAAGAUGCACUGUAAACUGAAUGAAGGAAACUCGCUCAUCCAGCAACAUAAAAAAAUAUUUUGCCAAUUUUGAACCAGCUUUGUAUCAUAACAAUGGGCUGGUAUGUUUUAAUGAGCUGUGGUAAACUUGCAUCCAUCAAACCAGCUUGUUGCUCGUUUGGGCUGUUGCUCAAACUGCAGAUUGUACAUCUUCAUUUUUGUAUGCCUGCCUCUACCACAGACACAAAGUGUACAUAAAUGGAUCAAGAGAGAGGCAUCUCUCUCUUGAUCCACUCCUUUCUCUUAAACUCAGACCAAACUCUGGUCAAACUGUAAAACUAGGCCGUGUUGAUA
This is a messenger RNA of Plectropomus leopardus (leopard coralgrouper), 1994 nucleotides long. RefSeq names its product dolichyl-phosphate mannosyltransferase subunit 2, regulatory (gene dpm2). The record is from RefSeq and is a predicted model, not a curated record. Gene Ontology annotation, molecular function: enzyme regulator activity. NCBI's taxonomy places the organism in Eukaryota, Metazoa, Chordata, Actinopteri, Perciformes, Serranidae. Gene Ontology annotation, cellular component: dolichol-phosphate-mannose synthase complex; endoplasmic reticulum membrane. Gene Ontology annotation, biological process: GPI anchor biosynthetic process; dolichol phosphate mannose biosynthetic process.